Messenger RNA from Paramuricea clavata, 5471 nucleotides. The record is from the annotation of a GenBank genome assembly. Lineage: Eukaryota; Metazoa; Cnidaria; Anthozoa; Malacalcyonacea; Plexauridae.
AUGUUUUACGCAAACUUUAUCCUGUCGAAGAAGGGCCCGUUGGCUCGUGUCUGGCUUGCUGCUCAUUGGGAGAAGAAAUUAAGCAAGGCUCACGUGUUUGAGACAGACGUGGAAACUUCAGUUGAAAGCAUCAUGUCUCCGAAAGUGAAAAUGGCCUUACGAACCUCAGGGCAUCUUCUCCUGGGUGUCGUUAGGAUCUACUCCAGAAAAGCAAAGUACUUGCUUGCUGAUUGUACCGAGGCUUUUGUAAAAAUCAAGAUGGCGUUUAGACCAGGUGUUGUAGAUCUGCCAGAAGAAAGCAGAGAGGCUGCUAUGUCUGCAGUUACACUACCAGAGGUUUUCAAUGAUUUUGAUUUGCCUUUACCUGGUCUAAAGUAAGUAUGGUUAAUUCAGCAUCGAACAAUACUAGUUCUGCAAGUGUUGUACGUUCUGCAACUGUCUUCAAUUUGUCUUGACCAUGUAGCUCAGUUGGUAGAGCAUCAAUCUAGUUGGCAGGGCUCGAAAUAACGUUCCCAACGUUCCCGAUCACGGUGAUCGGCAAUCACGACUUUUUGCCGAUCAAAUAAAAAUUUGGCCGAUCAGGAGCAUUUGCCCUCAUUUCCUUGAAAAAGUUGUAAAUAUGCCAGUAAAUACACAUCUGAACAGGAACUGUUUAACUUCAUUUCAAAUUCGAGUUUAAAUAAUUAAAUCUAUGACAUUUGUGGACUUAUAUAAUUACAAUAUUGACAAUACUAAUAGUGUAACUACACUUAACAUGUUGCAGUUAUUAAUAAACUUUAGUUUAUUAUAACACUUUUCAAGUUUUAAUUAUAGUAUUGCAUUUUUUCACACAAAAGCAAGAAACACAGCAGCAUUAUCAAUUAAGAACUAAAACUUAUUAUUUAAUAUUAAAAGAGAAAAUACUACUAAAAAUAAAAAGUACUAAAAAAAUCCUAUCAAUUUGAAAUUAUUAUGACAAAGACCAAAGACGUUCGUCGUUAGUGGUUCGGAUUGCAGACUGUUGAAGAGACGACAAUACUUCAUAGCAUUGCGGCCUGUUGUAUGACUCGUAUCAACUAAACAAGAGUUUUUCGCGUGUUUUUGAAUGUGUUUCAUAUUAUUUUUAUUUGUCUUUUACCGCGUACAGGUACUGUAAGCAUGUCUUUCAGACAAUGCAGGUCAAAUAUAUUCUUGCCGAUCAAGAUGAACGGCAACGUUGCUUCUUCGCCGAUCAAAAACAAUUUCCUGCCGAUCAUUGAUCGUUGAUCGGCCGUUAUUUCGAGCCCUGAGUUGGCAAUAAGAAAGUUACAGGUUCGAAACCCAGAAGUGGUAGGCAGCAUUUUCUGCUUGAGUGCUGUCUGGAAAUUAUGAUAUAUCUCACUCGAGAACAUUUUCUCCUUAUCAUAAUACCAAGUGAAUAAUAACACAAAAUAAUAUAGUAUUUGUAGUAUAAGGUUGUAUGCCACUUUUUCUCAGUUUUAUAUGCGUUAAUUUAGUCUACUACAAACUAUACACCUGACAUUAAUACAACAUGCAAUAUCCUGUGAAAAUGCUCACAGCCAGUUUGAUGUUUUAGUGAUUUUGAUAUCCAAGUGCAGUUCAAUCUGAACCAAUGCCGUGCAGAAGAAAUAACAAUGAAAGAAGAUUUCAUCAUAAUGCAUGCCUUUGAAGACGAGGGAUUUGGAGACACUCCAUUCGGAGCUAGCGAUGAGAAAGAAGUCCUUCGAGGCGGCUCUGCUUUGGAUGAUUCCUCCUUCAUACGCUCAAAAGAUCAAUCCAAUAUACUGUUGGACGAGUCUAAUGUCAAAGAUGGUUCGACGGUAUCUGAUAAGCAAAAACUAGGUACAUAUGAACAUUUAAACAUUUUGUUUAAAUUUGGAUUGAGGAUUGAAAUUUAAAUUGAAAUUUAAAUUUAAAUUUGGAUUGAGGUUUUUCCACAAACAUCGAUCUUUGAAUUGUCUAAUUAUGAAAGGGGUGCAUCGCAGUAUGAGUAAUGGGUUAAGUUGUCCAAAAUAAUUCCAAUACCUUUUCAAAUGUUUGUUUGGUACAGUUUUGAAUCCACAUCAAAAUCUGAGGUUACACCAAAAUCUUUGCCAGAUGUUUUCCACAAAAACAAAAAUUAUUUAUCAAACAAAUGUGCAAGGAACUUGAUAUAAGAAAUAUUUUGUGUGGAAAACAUUUUCUAGCAUAACAUUUUCUAGCAUAACACUCCCCCCAAAAUCAAGUUACCUAACAGCAAAACUUGUUUUUCAUUAGUCUUCUAUCUUUCCCCAAAACCAAUCUUAUUUUAUAAAGUCAACAUAAACAACAGAUUAAACAUUUUUUUCGUUUUUACCCAGGCUUACAACCAGAUGAUCCGCUAAACAAUGAUCUAUUUGGCGGUUUGCUUGGGGGUGAUGGUUUUGGAGAUGAGUUUGGCGAAGGUGUGUUGCCACCAUUGGAAGAGCUUCCACCUCUCGCUGCUUAUGACACAUUGGAUCCAAUCAAGGAGGCUGAGACUAAAGAUGAUGGUGUAGAGAAGAUGGAGACGGAUGAGGCUCCUGAGGAAAAAAAGACCACAGAGGAAGCCGAGGAUUCCCCUGAGCUUGCAGGUAAGAUACUUAAGGAAACGACGUUAUCAACACGGACGUCAGAUUGCCGGGGCGGGGACAGGAUUAAAAACAGUUUGUGGUAAUCUUCAUCACAUUUGCUUUCUUACACAAGCCAAAAUUAGCUAUACCAAUUUUCGGUUGUUCAAAGCUGGAGGGCAGAAUUGAUACUUCAAGUACUAAACAAAGUAACCGGCGGUAAACCUCGUGCUACCCGCCGGGUUAUUUUGAAAGCCCUGUUAACCUAGGGUUAAGCUGAUCCAGCUUUGAAAAACUGGCCCUAGAAAAACUUCCGAGCCCUAACGGGAAUCGAACCACGUGUAACCUGAUAACCGGACAGACACUCUAACCACAUGGGGCUUCGGUGACGUAAUCGCCAGAGCAAGCAGGUUUCACCUCUUGAGAUCGUGGGUUCGAUUCUCGCUACGGACUCGUGCAUGGCACUUAAUGUGAAAAGAGUCGGUCAACGCUCCACCGAAAGUCGUGGGUUUUCUCCGGUUUCCUCCCACAGGGAAUAGGGACCUUUCGCUAGCAGGACGGCGACGGCUAUUAAUACAAUGAAAUUUAUGACAGUGUAGAAAGAAAAUGCAUAAUUAAAUGUCCCAUGGGAGUUUUAGACGUCGUCCUUGCUCUGUUUACAACAGCAAACCAAAGAUUUUCACGUUUUGUACACAACGUCUGCCUUUCAAGCCGCGAGAAGUCGUCCCGCCAAAUUGGAUUAGUAGAAAUCUUCUCAACUAUAAACCUCUGUCUUAACCUUCUUAAAUUGCAAUAAAUUCAUACAACGGAUAAUACAAAACAUGUUGAUCUUAAAGUUACUCAUUCGAAUGAGUUUAUUUUGGCCGUCGUCGUCGCGUUGCCGUCACCUAUUUGCUAAAGGUCCCUAAUGUUGACAGGGAGGGUUGGGAUUAUCGCCGUAACUGACCCUUCCAUCGUGGCCGUGAUCAGACAUGAGUCACAAGGUGGCUGACAUAGGCGCCCUUAGAAAGUCUUGACUCGAUCAGGUUGAGCUGCGUCCCUCGUAAUUCAGUUUAAUAGCUCUCAGCUGCAAGUAAGUAUAGGUUAUUUUGAGGCAACGAGGGGAUAUGUGAUUUAUUCACCGAGGCGCGCAGCGCCGAGGUGAAUAAACACAUAUCCCCGAGGUGCCUCAAAAUAACGUACUUAUUUUUCACACUGCGAGGUCGCGUUAAUGAGUCAGAAAAGAAAUAAUUCUUAAUGCCAUUUUGCCUUCGCGAUGUUGUUUUUUCUCAUUUUUUGUGCUGCAAAGAUAUUGCAGGUGAAUAUUAGAGGGGAUUAUUAAUUGCAGGUGAAUAUUAGAGGGGAUUAUUAAACGGAAAUUGAUUAGAGUGGAAUAUUGAAUAUAUUCCCCGACAAGAACAAAGGAAACCGAGCAGGGUGAAAAAUAAGGAUGAUUAGCACACCCCACUUACUUAACCAUUCUUUCUUUCUAUAUUCAAGCUGGCGAGGUUGGUAUUGGCAAUGAAACCACCAUUGUUCAAAACAACGAAGAAGCCUUUGUCCUGGAGCCUAUUGAAGUGGUGGGCAAAGAAAAACGAAGCAAACGAAAAAGAAAACUUAUUGUGGACGAUGAAAAAAUCCUAUCUAGUAGCGCGAUCAGUAGCCAACUUGCGGACACAGAAGACAUUGUUAAACCCGCGACUUUGGCGCCGCCGACUAAACUGAGAAUGAGGCUCAAGAAUACCUCCUCCACAGAUAAACUUUUCUAUAAUCCCACACUGGAAAAUAUAGCACCCCAGCUUCAUAAAGCUAUCGUUCAAAAUUUGACGGCAAAAAUCGUUGAUGCUCCUGAACCAGAAGAAGGCGAGGAGAAAAUGGAAUUGGAGGAGAUCCAGAGUCCCAGAGACAAUGAAAACGAAGAGGAAGUAAGUGAUUUCUAGAAUACUUUGAAGUUACUAAGAAAUUAUGCCUUCAAAGAGUGGUCUGAGUGCAUGAUGUGACAGUGUAAAUAUAUUUCAAAGACAUAUAGACCCAUUGCACUGACGUCACAAAUCCUUAGAGUGUCCACAACAACCACAUACAGUGCAAAAAUUAACCAUUUUAAUACAAAAUUAUUCUAAAGUUUUACAAAAUUUGCUUUGUUUACAAAAGUUAUAUAUGCAUAGAUUGCUAAUUUGUCCUCCAGAUGCAUCAUCACCGGCGCUGUGACGUCAUGUGCAAUGGGUCUAUUUCUAACUUAGUUCCAAUGGUAAAUAUUUUUGCUUUGAUUUUGGUUUUAUAGUUCAAUGGUAAGUAUUUUUGGUUCGAUUAGCAGACGCUUAGAAAGUAAAGAUUUCAAGACUGGUUCUUAUCUUGGGGAAAGAUGUUUUAUUGGGAGACAAAUUUCGAGUACGUUGCAGAAGACUGAUAUAGAAGAUAUAAUGCAAUAUAUUUAUUUUUAUGCAGGUUAUUGAGAAGAUCCGAAGUCCUAGUUCACCACGGAAGAGAAGGUCAAAACGGGCUCAUGACAGCAGUGCUUCGCCAUCUAAGGGAGGGCCGGAGAAUCCUGCAGAAGUAACAAAUGAUGUCAAUUUCGAGCAAUUUGGAGGUAUGGAAGAUCCCAUAAUCCCCGAGGAAGAAAGUCGAGUUGACUUCGAGCAAAACGCAGAAGAAAUCCCCGAAUCACAACUCAAUGACGAGCAAGCGAGCGGCGAGAAAUACGAAGAAUUCCAGGCGCGAAGGUGGACCAAACGCACACAGCAACUCAUGCACACGCUAAAACGAGAACUCAAGAGACGGGAAAGCAUCGCACUCGAUGUUCUCAGCAAACAAGAAAGUCGCAAACAAGUCGCAUGCAAGUUCUACAGUUGCUUGUUGUUGAAACGAGACAAUGAAGUCGAAUUGCAACAGAAAGAGGCAUUUGGAAACAUUUACGUUUCGAAAGGGCCUUCUUUUGACACGGUGUAA